This is a messenger RNA of Brenthis ino (lesser marbled fritillary), 2130 nucleotides long. Lineage: Eukaryota; Metazoa; Arthropoda; Insecta; Lepidoptera; Nymphalidae. The record is from the annotation of a GenBank genome assembly.
AUGGCUCCUAGAGUAGAUAAAGGUACCAUAAUUAUUUUAGACAUCGGUAAAAAUGUUGCGGAACCGAGGGAAAAGCAGAAAACAAGUUUUUUUGAAUCGGCCCGAGAGUGCGCUAUGCGAUUUAUUGAGCAUAAAAUAAUUAGUGAAAGGAAAAAUUUACUCGGAAUUAUUUUACUUGGUUCCAAGAAAACUGAAAAUGUAUUGGCUGCAGAGUGUCCAGGAACUUGUCGGUACAUUGAAAUGCUUGCUGAACUGAAGAACCCUACAUGGCUCAUGCUUCGAGAUUUACCAGAGAAGCCUUCCAAAACAACUGGGGACUGGUUUGAUGCAUUACUUGUUGCUGCUGAGCAUUUUAAAUACGGCGUAAAUGAUAAAAUUUUAAAUAAACAGAUAAUUAUAAUAUCAAACUUUGAAGCACCUUCAGAUUUGGAUGAAAGUGACUUAAAACAGGCUAUUCAUGGUUUUCAAGAGGAAGGCUUUGAACUAAGUGUAUUAGGUCCAGAUAUUUAUGAUGAAAAAAAUUGUAACAAUGAUAUAGAGCUAAUAAGACAGUUUGUUGAAGCUACAAAUGGCGCUGCUGCAACCUUAGAAUAUACUCUGGGAUUCCACUUACUUUUCCAUAGAAAAAAAGUUGUAAAUGCAAUGCCCUGGAAUGUUGAUCUAAGUAUAGGACCUAAUAUAAAGAUACCAAUUUCAUCAUAUACAAGAAUAAGAGAUGAACCAGUUAUCAAGAAAUGGAUUAAAGCUAUUAGAGACCCUGUCACACAAACAAUAAGUACAAGCGAAAGUAUAGAAAAAAGAAAAUUUUAUAUUAAUACAGAUAAUGAAUCAGUUAUUAAGAUUGAUGGAAAUGACAAAGAAGAUCAAAUCAUCAAGGGUUAUGUUUAUGGAGGGCAAGUUAUUCCAUUUUCUGAUUGUGAUAAAAGUAUGCUCUAUGAUGCUGGGCCGAAGUCAUUAAUUGUCUAUGGUUUUACAAAAUCUAGCAAUAUUACUUAUCAGAAUUUAAAUGGUGAUGGGCUUUCAUAUGUGUUUGGACGUAGAGGUGACAAGAAAGCAGAUUAUGCUGUAAGAUGUUUAGUCGAAUGUCUCCUUGAAUUAGAUUUAGUAGGAAUUGUUAGAAGGGUAUAUAACAAUGGCAAUGCACCAAAAAUGUUUGCACUCAUGCCUGUGAUAGAUUCAAAUAAUUUUGUUUGCUUAUCUAUGGCAGGUAUUUGUUACAAAGAAGAGAUUAAAAACAUGACUUUUCCACUAACUAAUACAAAAAAAUAUGAGUGUAAUAAUGAACAAGUAGAAGCUUUUAAAGAACUAAUAAGAGCUAUGGAACUAUCAAAAGCGUAUGAUGAAACUUUGUAUGAGGAUACUGAUGCUUUUCCAAUACUUAAAAUGUGCAGCCCAUCAGCACAGUAUAUUUUAGACUGCAUUGGCUUUCGAGCAUUGAAUCCUGACAGUCCAUUACCCCCACCAAGAAAGGAAAUAAUGAUGUUACUUAAAGUGGUACCAGAAGUAGAAAAGAGAGCUAUAAAACCUUUAGAAAAAUUAAAAAAACUAUUUGUAUUGAAUAAGGUUGAAAUCAAAAAGAGAAUUAAAAAAGAAGAACCAAUGAAUGUAGAUGAAUCUAAUAAAUCUUCCACAUCCACAGCAAAUGAUGUAAUUAUGGAUGAAACCCCAAAAAUAAAAAUUAAAAUGUUUAAGAAACCAUAUAUACAAAAAGUUGGUACUGUAAAUCCAAUAGAGGAUUAUGAAAAUUUAAAGAACAAUUUAAAUAUUAAUGAACUUUUUUCACAAAUGGCAGAGGCUAUUGAAAGUAUAUUUUUCUGCAGCAUUGAUAAAAAUUUUACAAAACCUUUGGAUGCUAUGUUACAUUUCCGAACUGAGUGUGUCAAAUCUGAACCAUCUCAUUACAACAACUGGCUUAAAAAGUUCAAAAUGGCACUAACAGACCGUAAUAGAAGUGAUAUCCUAAAUAUCAUAAAUGAGAAUAAAUUAAAUUAUAUUUUGGAAAGCGAGAACUCUUUAAGUAACAUGAUUUCAGAGACUAGUGAGGAAAGUCAGCUGUAUGAAAACGACACAGUACCUAAUCUUACUGAAGUCAGUAUAAGUUCAGAAGUCAAUGAUUUCUUUGAUAACAUG